Aphanomyces astaci is the source of this 895-nucleotide messenger RNA. RefSeq lists its product as hypothetical. Gene Ontology annotation, cellular component: membrane. NCBI's taxonomy places the organism in Eukaryota, Oomycota, Saprolegniomycetes, Saprolegniales, Verrucalvaceae. The record is from RefSeq and is a predicted model, not a curated record. The coding region runs from base 14 to 805 and encodes 263 amino acids. The transcript has a single exon.
AUUUGCUUUCAUCAUGUCAAGCGACCAAGAACCAACGUGGAUCGUCGUGGUGUCCAACCUCCGAGCCACUGACCUCCCCGUCGCCGACCCGUCCUUCUUGGGAGGCAGCAGCGAUCCGUACCUGACGUUUGUGUGCAUGGAACAGGUCAAGGCCACGCCCUGCCUCCCUUCGACGCUCAAUCCCGUAUGGCACGAAGAAAAGUUCCAGUUCACGUUGACAGGCACAAGCUUGAACGGCUCGACGUCCCUCUUCGUCAAGGUGUGGGAUAGCGAUGUUAUCUCGAAGGAUGAUUUGAUCGGCACCGUCGAGAUUCCGCUGGGGUCGUUCCCUCGCGGCCGGCAACCGAACGCUAACGAAUGCACGUUUCCUAUCGUCCUCGACGCUGAUUUUAUCAAGCAGCGCGUGUCCCCUCAACUGCAUGUGAAGAUCGAAAUCUUAUCUCAAGCUGAAUCCUUGGAAGAAAUCACCCACGAAGUGUGGGAAAACGAGCGCGCCAGUCGUGGAUUGACUGGAGUGAAGUGGAGCUACACCAACCUCCAAGCGAACGAACGCAAGCACUGGAGCACGGACCACGGUCGCCUCUCGUCCGUGAAAUUUGACGCCAUCACGCCAUCUGUGCCCAAAGGAUACACUGCUGGGUCCUGGCACUACGUCAAAGCCCUCGGCGACGACCAAGGCUGGGUGUACGCGUCGUCGUUCAAUGGGCCUUGGUACAAGAAGCAAAGCCUCCGCACGAGCGUGCGACGACGGCGGUGGUUGAACUCGUUUGUGAAGGAGCCCACGUUGGACGACAACGAGUUUUAACGAGCACAUUGCAAUCUACUUUUUAUUCGAAUUUGUCAAUCCAAGGCUUGCGCAGGCACUUGGACGCAUCGAUACGAUGUUGUCAUGGGC